This is a messenger RNA of Lasiosphaeria miniovina, 2756 nucleotides long. RefSeq lists its product as uncharacterized. The coding region runs from base 24 to 2408 and encodes 794 amino acids. NCBI's taxonomy places the organism in Eukaryota, Fungi, Ascomycota, Sordariomycetes, Sordariales, Lasiosphaeriaceae. The record is from RefSeq and is a predicted model, not a curated record. The transcript is spliced from 6 exons. Gene Ontology annotation, molecular function: nucleic acid binding. Gene Ontology annotation, biological process: galactose metabolic process.
CUGACCUAGCGGCCGUUCCCAACAUGGCCAGCGACAUCAUGAAGCUGUCCUUUGCAAAGGUCGCCGCCGCCUCUGCAUCCAAGGAUCCGACCUCCAUCACUGCCAUCGCUCGAGCGCCCGUCCCCGCUGCUGCCAGGGACAGGCGAGACCCGAAUCCGCAUUCUUCUGCGGCGAUGCCCGCCCCUGUGCCAGUGGCUGCCCCAGUAGUCUCACUGUCUGCGGUCCCAGCUGUCGUCGGGGAAUCCCCGCUGGUUGCUCCCGAGAGUGCCCAGCUCGCCGAGAGCAAGGUUGUUGCCGGGCUGAAGGAGCUCAAACUGGAGACGAAGACAUCCAACCUAGUCAUCAACGGGUCCGUGUCGAGCGCCACUGACAGGUCGGGCAAGACAGGCACCAGCCAGACGCCGUCCGACGACAAUUCUCAGAGAGCCGACUCGAGCUCCGAGCUGGGCACCAAGCCCCCCAGCCUGGAUGGCAAGAGCAUCGCAUCUGGUACAACGUUUGCCCUCGACGAAAAGGAGUCGCUACGCCCCGAUGACAGUGCCAGCGUUAAGGCCGCUGCCGACGACGACGAUACUUUCUCUAUGCGAGGGUCGUAUAUUGCGGGCUCCCGCAUGGGCUCUGAUGUUGCCGCGCGCAUUCACCGCAUCCAGAUUGGCGACAUGCCCCCGAGGACAAUAACCUCGCAUGCCCUGACGGGGAGCAGCCAGAGUCAGGGAAUCGUGACGCCGCAGAGCGGAGUCUCGGACAAGCAGCCGGCCGAGGAAGCAAAGCUGCCUCUGGUCGGAGCCAAUGUGGCGCCCGACGUUAUGGCUGCCCCUAACUUCCUGAGCCAGAACCCCGAUGAGAAACUUCUCGAGGCCAUGCAAUCUCCCAAGGACCGGAUAUUCCUGUUGCGGCUUGAACAGCAAGUUAUUGACUUUGCACAGGCAUCUGAAGAGCCAUUUAUGGACUUGCCUCCGAGCAACUCGUUUUGUAGAAUGUUGACUCACAAACUAGCAGACUACUAUCACAUGACGCAUCAGUUUGAGGCGACAGCAGGAGCAGUGCGCAUUUUCAAAACCCCAUUCUGUAGAAUUCCGCCUUCUUUGUCUAGCAUCGCCGCAAGCACUCCAAGUAGCAGCUCCCCUGCUCCUGCACUCCUGCCGCGGAAGAUCAUGCGGCGAGGCGAGGACGGUGAGUUUGGUUUUAUGAGUGCUGGCGCCUCCAAGGCCACGUCUGAGGCAGGCAGUGACGGAAAGGACAAAGCUGGGUCGAGAGAAAAACUCACUAGAGAAGAGCGCGAGGAAGCUUAUAAUCGAGCGCGGCUACGCAUUUUUGCGAGUAUUGAGAAAACCGAGUCUUCUACCCCAGAGGGUGAAGACGCGAAUGAUAUCUCUCGGACGAGCUCUGUUUCUGCCAAGGAUCGGUCGAACGGCGCUACCAAGAGGAAACCAAACAAGCAGCGUCGCGAUGAUUCGGAAAGUUUUGAUUCGCGAUCUCAAUAUGUUGCCUGGUGUGGACCUCAACAAUCAACUUGGGCACAGGCGCCGGCGGCCCCUCAGUAUUUUCCCGUUAGCGGGUCUCCGUAUACUGCGCCAUACCAGCAGCCAUACCAGAACUCGCUGCAAACGGCGUACGGGCCCAACCAGGCCUAUCCGCAAAUGGCUGCAAGUGGCGCGUUCGCCCCUCAGUAUAAUGGGAUACCUAGCUAUCCGAGUCCACCCGUAGCAGCUCAGGCAGCGCCGCCGCAGCAACCGCGCUACCCGCCGCCUUCGAACCCCCCCAUGCCUGCACCGUACAGCAGCCCUGUGCCAAGUUUAUCACAACCUGCCUGGUCGCAGCAGCAACCCUUUAACCAAAACACAUUCCCGGGCCGGGGCAGUCCUUCGACUAACGGGGUUCCGUACCUCUAUGGACAGCUGCCCGUCAAUGUUAACCCGAACGACCCUAAGAGUCAGCACCCUAUUCCGGGCAGCUACAACCGUCAGGCAUUCAACCCAAAGACGCAAUCCUUCGUGCCUGGAAACGGCAUGGGCCCGAUACCCUCGGCUUCAGGCCCUGGACCGGUUUCGGCCCCUUAUGGGAGUUCUAGCUCUCACCAUGGCAGCCCUCAGUUCAACUCGCAACACAUGAGCUACACCGGCUACCAGCUGCAGCCAAUACCUCAGCCGGGCUACGCACCCGGGCCGGGGCCCUAUAGCAUGACAAGGCAGGGCUCAAGCAGCUCUAUGGGUCCGUACCACGCAGCAUAUCAGCCUUCCCACCUGCUGCCGCAUGGGCCGCAUCACUUCCAACAGAAUCCGACAUCCAAUCUAUCUAACAAGUCAGCUGGGCCUCCCGGGCCCAUCGGAGCGGGACUCGGCCAGACUUUCAGUCAUCUACCAAAUUACGGGAAUCCUGCCACCUUACCGCAGAAACCAUCCACUUAGGAGUUUGAGCAUCGGGCGGUGUCUAUGUGCGACGGGAUACUAGGUCACGAGGCGCAAUGGAUUAGGGCAUGGAUCGGGGCGUUCUAGGAGCAAGUUGCUAGGUCAUGAAAGCGCGCCUGGCUGGCUGUCUGUCUGUCUCUGUCAAAUGGUGAGAAAUAAUGCACUUGGUAAUGAGUUUGAGCUGCGAGCAACGACAGACACCACCAAGGAAGGAAGGAGUCGGGUGAAAGGUGUGAAAAGAUUAUGGCCGUAAACUUCUUCAUGACACACUCACAGACAGACGGACAGGCCGCCAGGGGUUUUUUAUAGAGAUGUGUUAGAAUAGGAAUUAAAAACGGUUAUGUGUCA